UUCUUAUCAUUCACAACAUCAACUGCGUCUCCUCCUCCACUGCACUAGCAAUUAGGCAUGGAAGCUAACCAACGCAUUGCAAGAAUUUCUGCUCAUCUCCAUCCUUCCAAUCCACAGGUGGAACGAGAGCAUGCCAUUUUGAGACAGGACGGUUGCAGGGCGAAGGGGGGCGCCCCGGGCUUCAAAGUGGCCAUAUUGGGAGCUGCCGGAGGAAUCGGUCAGCCUCUGGCAAUGUUAAUGAAAAUGAAUCCGUUAGUCUCAGUUCUUCAUCUUUAUGAUGUUGUUAAUAGCCCUGGUGUUACUGCUGAUAUCAGUCACAUGGACACCGGUGCAGUUGUGAGAGGGUUUCUGGGGCAACAGCAACUUGAGAGUGCACUGACAGGAAUGGACCUUGUUGUCAUUCCUGCCGGUGUUCCAAGGAAGCCCGGAAUGACAAGAGAUGAUCUUUUCAAUAUCAACGCUGGGAUUGUCAAGACACUGUGUGAGGGAAUUGCAAAGAGUUGUCCUAAUGCGAUUGUUAACUUGAUCAGUAAUCCAGUGAACUCUACAGUCCCAAUUGCUGCUGAAGUUUUCAAGAAAGCGGGCACUUAUGACCCGAAAAAGCUCUUGGGAGUCACCAUGCUUGAUGUUGUGAGAGCCAAUACAUUUGUGGCUGAAGUUUUGGGACUAGAUCCCCGAGAAGUUAACGUUCCUGUGGUUGGUGGUCAUGCAGGAGUGACAAUUUUGCCUCUUCUCUCACAGGUCAAACCUCCUUGUUCCUUCACAUCGGAGGAAACUGAGUACCUGACCAAACGUAUUCAAGACGGUGGAACAGAAGUUGUUCAGGCAAAAGCGGGCACCGGCUCUGCAACACUAUCAAUGGCAUAUGCAGCAGUAAAAUUUGCAGAUGCAUGUCUUCGUGGCUUAAGAGGAGAUGCUGGCAUUGUUGAAUGUGCUUUUGUAGCCUCUCAGGUUACAGAACUCCCGUUCUUUGCCUCUAAGGUGAAACUUGGACGUGGAGGAGCUGAAGAGGUGCACCAACUAGGGCCUUUGAAUGAGUAUGAGAGGGUCGGAUUGGAGAAAGCAAAGAAAGAGUUAGAAGCAAGCAUUCAGAAGGGUAUUUCCUUCAUCAGGAAAUAGAAAUAUGGGAAAGCUUCACCAUUAAGUAUGUCCCGUAUGGCUGUUGCUCUUUUGUUUUCUCUGAUAAAUGUCAUGAGAUGUUGCUGCUACAUGCAGAACAGGUGAAACUGGUUAUUUUGGUGUGUAUCACUAGUAAAUUCAUACAGGUGCGAUAGAGUGAUCCUUGGCAUA
This is a messenger RNA of Sesamum indicum (sesame), 1290 nucleotides long. Its product is annotated as malate dehydrogenase, glyoxysomal. Gene Ontology annotation, molecular function: L-malate dehydrogenase (NAD+) activity. NCBI's taxonomy places the organism in Eukaryota, Viridiplantae, Streptophyta, Magnoliopsida, Lamiales, Pedaliaceae. Gene Ontology annotation, cellular component: chloroplast; cytoplasm. The record is from RefSeq and is a predicted model, not a curated record. Gene Ontology annotation, biological process: malate metabolic process; tricarboxylic acid cycle.